Phycodurus eques (leafy seadragon) is the source of this 2093-nucleotide messenger RNA. It is a transcript of the gene riok3, whose product is annotated as RIO kinase 3 (yeast). Gene Ontology annotation, molecular function: protein serine/threonine kinase activity; ATP binding. Gene Ontology annotation, biological process: protein phosphorylation; maturation of SSU-rRNA. Gene Ontology annotation, cellular component: preribosome, small subunit precursor; cytosol. NCBI's taxonomy places the organism in Eukaryota, Metazoa, Chordata, Actinopteri, Syngnathiformes, Syngnathidae. The transcript has 13 exons. Bases 273 to 1835 code for a protein of 520 amino acids. The record is from RefSeq and is a predicted model, not a curated record.
GCGGACGGUGGUGCACUUCCGGUGGGUCCGAGGUUCUUUUCUUAUGCCGAACACGUUCGCCUCACUUGCGACACAUUUCGUCCGUGUAAGCUCGUCUAAAUCGUCUUUUAAGUGUCGCCGGCGCAGUUCCAAGAUUUGACUUUGCUUGUCACGUUCCGCUCCGGUCGUUUGUCGUCUUUUUAGUUCGACUUUUCGUCGGCCCACUUAGCUUGGCGAUUAGCCACUUCGCUUCGUUAGCCGCCUUCCAGUCCAAUCUCACAUCAAAUCCAAAAAUGGAUCAAAGUGGAGUCACUGCUCACACGCCCAAGAGCCCGUGGGGCGUGACGACGACGACGGCGGCGGCGGCGGCGGUGUCGGCGUGCUCGCUGGCGGACGUGAUGAGCGAGCAGCUGGCCAGGCAGCUGCAAGAAGACGAUCGCAGCUGCGGCGGCCUCACGCACCCGUCGGCCGUGUUGUCGAGCGGCGACGCGGCGGACACGACCAGCGACUUGAUGCUGGCGCAGAUGCUUCAGAUGCAGUUCGACCGAGAGUUCGAUGAUCAGCUGCGGCGAGAGGAGAAGAAGUUCAACGGAGACAGCAAAGUGUCCAUCUCCUUCGAGAACUACCGCAAGGUUCAUCCUUACGAGGACAGCGACGGCUCCGAGGACGAGGUGGACUGGCAGGACACCAGGCACGACCCCUACAGGGCAGCCAAGGCUCAGACCGCGCCCAGAAGAGGUUUUGCUGGGAAAGGCAAAAACAUCACAACCAAACAUGACGCCGUCACAUGUGGCAGGAAGAACACGGCGCGCAUGGACAACUUUGCUCCUGAGGUGCACGUGGGCGACGGUCUGGGCAUGGACCUGAAGCUGUCCAAUCAGGUCUUCAACUCUCUCAAGCAGCACUGCGCCAGCGAGCAGCGGCGAAGCGCCCGGCUGCACGAAAAGAAGGAACACUCCACCGCCGAGCAAGCGGUGGACCCCCGCACUCGUCUUCUGAUGUACAAGAUGGUCAACGCCGGCGUGCUGGACAGCAUCAACGGAUGCAUCAGCACCGGAAAAGAGUCGGUGGUCUUCCACGCCAACGGAGGAAGCCUGGACGAGCGGCCCGUCCCGGACGAGGUGGUCCUGAAGGUGUUCAAGACCACCCUGAACGAGUUCAGGAACCGAGACCGCUACAUCAAGGACGACUACCGCUUCAUCGACCGCUUCGCCAAACUCAACCCGCGCAAGAUCAUCCGCUUGUGGGCCGAGAAGGAGAUGCACAACCUCAGCAGGAUGAAGGCGGCGGCGAUCGCGUGCCCGGACGUGGUCCUGCUGCGGAAGCACAUCCUGGUCAUGUCGUUCAUCGGGCGAGACCACGUCCCCGCGCCCAAACUCAAGGACGUCGUGCUGAGCUGUGACGACAUGAAGAACGCCUUCUACCAGGUCUUGCACUUGAUGCAGACGCUGUACGCCGAGUGUCAUUUGGUCCACGCUGACCUCAGUGAGUACAACAUGUUGUGGCAUCAAGGAAAGGUGUGGUUGAUCGACGUCAGUCAGUCGGUGGAGCCGACUCACCCCCACGGCCUGGAGUUCCUCUUCCGAGACUGCAGGAACGUUUCCACGUUCUUUCAGAAGCGAGGAGUGAGCGAGGCGUUGGGCAUCUUCGAGCUUUUCAACGCCGUGUCGGGACUCAACGUUCCCAUUGGUGCAGAAAACGAGGCGGAGUUUUUUGCCGAGAUCGUGGCGUUGGAGAAGCGCAACGAGGACCACGUACAGCGGCGAGGAAAGAAAACGUUCGCCGUGGCGUCGGAGGAGGAGGAGCAAGAUGAGGAGGGGGCGGACCCUCCGUUAGAGGCGGACGCCGACGACUAGCCCGCCGUCGGCCCGUUCGCUCGCCCUCGCUUUGUCUCUCCGGCUCGUUCGACGCCGCGUCGACGACGUCGCGGCCUCCAAACGGCCCCGCCCGCUCCUCGCUCCCACGGCGGCCGCAUUUGACGCUCGUCUUGUUUUCGUCACGCUUGGAGGUGGGGGGGCGGUGUGUACCUUGUGAUGAUGAUGAAGAAGACUGACAGACGUGAUGAUUUCGUUUGUCCUUUUAAAUGAAAAUAAAAGACGAACACGCAACUGAAA